AUGUCGCCCCCUGGAGGAGUGGAGAUGCGUGCAGACGUCCCGGUGUACGACCUCUCUCUGAUCAGGGGCCUCUGGGAGGUCCGGGUGAAGAAAUACCGCCACAAACAGAAGAAGGAGCAGGAGAGGAUCGAGAAGAGCGCUCUGGCCAGGAUUGACCAGCAGUGGCAGUAUCGGAUCCACUGCAAGGCACUGAAGAGCAGUGAAGUGAAUCUGCUGCAUCAUUACCUGCAGAGAUCCACACUGCCCGACAUCCAGCUGCACACAGGUAACACCACUCACCUGACCCGCCCCACACAGCUGCCGGAGGAGCAGAGCCGGCUCAUCUUCCAGCUGGACGGAGACAAAUGGAUGGACUUCCCUAAGGAGCUGCAGUGGAUGACCUACAUGAGGGAGUGGCACGUCAGAGGCACGAGGAUCUGCCGGCUGCCCGAGUAUCUGCCUCUGUUCAGCGAGCUGACGGUGCUGGAGCUGCCCAAGAACGCCCUCGGCGAGCUGCCGGCCGAGAUAGGGAAGCUGUCCAGUUUAAAGGAGUUGAAUGUCAGCUAUAAUCGUCUGUCCAGAGUUCCUCCAGAACUCGGCGACUGUGAGAACCUGGAGAGACUCGAACUCACCGGCAACAGAAACCUGAGCGAGCUGCCGUUUGAGCUGAGCGGCCUGAAGAAACUGGUUCACCUGGACAUCGCGGAGAACCGGUUCGCCUCGAUCCCGAUCUGCACCCUGAGGAUGAGCAGCCUGCAGCUUCUGGACAUGAGCAACAACCAGCUGACUGACCUGCCCGAGGACAUGGACAGGCUGGAGCAGCUGGUCUCUCUGUUCAUCCAUAAGAACAAGCUGUCCUACCUGCCUCACUGCCUCACCCGCAUCUCCACGCUCAAGAUGAUCGUCGUCAGCGGCGACGAGCUCAACAGCAUCCCGACCAAACUGUGCAGCAACCCGGACAUCAAGUUUAUUCGUCUGUAUGACAACCCAGCGAGGAAGAAAGAGGAGGAGGAGAAGAAGAAGAAGAAGACGAAAGAGAAGCAGAGGAAGACGUGGAGGGGGGAGGAGGAGGAGGUGAAGGACAGCCGCGAUAAAGAGUUCAUGCAGGCGUACAUCGACUGUCUGAAGGAGCGUGACAGCGUCCCCUACUCCACCACCAAGGUGUCCAUCUCCUGCCUGCUGUGAGGACGAGGAGGACGCCGACGAAGAGCGGUCUGCCGCCGAGCGCGGGCUGCAGGAUCACGUAACACUGCUGCACCUUUCAGAGCAGCA
Myripristis murdjan (pinecone soldierfish) is the source of this 1251-nucleotide messenger RNA. It is a transcript of the gene smim22, whose product is annotated as leucine rich repeat containing 2. Gene Ontology annotation, molecular function: protein binding. Gene Ontology annotation, cellular component: cytoplasm. The transcript has 10 exons. The record is from RefSeq and is a predicted model, not a curated record. The coding region runs from base 1 to 1164 and encodes 387 amino acids. NCBI's taxonomy places the organism in Eukaryota, Metazoa, Chordata, Actinopteri, Holocentriformes, Holocentridae.